Messenger RNA from Plenodomus lingam JN3, 534 nucleotides. Lineage: Eukaryota; Fungi; Ascomycota; Dothideomycetes; Pleosporales; Leptosphaeriaceae. The record is from RefSeq and is a predicted model, not a curated record.
AUGAUGACGCACUGUCUCGCCAUGGUAUCAUACAGCCCAAACUCGGUAACCGUCCGCAGACAAAUCUCCUCCAACCGCGCCUUGACAAGCACCAAGCCCACACUCUCCAUCAGCUUGCGUCCUUCGACCUCUGGUCCCCCACCCGGCCCCCUCUGCUCCUGCCCCAUGGAAUCCACCAAGCGCGUCAAAAACCCUCGUCGCGACACCGCUGCAUUUCCCGACGAUUCUGCGGCACUCCCUGCCAUGCUCCUAAUGGGACUCGUCGGACUUCUCAGCCGCGAACUCGCAUUCAGCGUCUCCCUCAGCACGCGCUCGAGCUCAUCAAUGACAGCCUGUGGUCUCCAGAACUCGGUGCUAUUCAUUUGGCCCUCGAGCCGGACGACCUUGGGUGCUUCUUCGGAGGAGAAGCCAAUGACUUCGACGGGGCCGGUGGAGGGGCCUGGCGUGUCGAAGCUGAAUUCUGAUUUUUCUUCAAUGGGGGGGAGGGGGAUGUCGGAGGGGAGGAGGGCGAGGGUGGUGCGGGCUAUGCCGUAG